GGAACAGAAAGAGCAAAAACAUUGGAUAUAGGAACACACAGGAUAAUGAUGCUAGCGCCACCUAUUAGAAAUAUGUAUUUUUUUUUGUUUAUGUUUGCGAUUGUGAAUUUCGUGAUUCAUAAGUGAAAUUGUGUAAACAAAACCAUUAAAUUUUGUAAUUAAAAUUGACCAAUAAUUGGACUUUCGAUUAAGCAGGCAAGCAUAAUAUUACGUGUUCUAGACCAUAUUAUUGUGUAAAAAUAGAUUAUAGUUAGCUGACAGUCAUUUCAGUGCCUUUUCUUUUAACCAAUUUUAUAGAGAGUUAUGCAAAAUGGGGAAUAAUACUGGAUCUUUAAUGUGGAGUUCGACUUAUUUGACCAUCAAAAAUAAGCACGACCAGGCUUUUAGGACUAUUGAUCAAGCUAUUUCACUUGAAGAACAGGAGAGACUACAUGAGGCAAUAGAAAAAUAUAAGGAAGGCAUCCAACUAAUCGACGAAGCCCUUGCAAUCCCUGUCCAAUGUCCUGAUAAUCCAGACGAUACAUGGAGAAAAGCAUGUUCUAUGAUACAAAAAAUUAAAAAAGCACGCGCUGAAGUUUUGACGCGCAUUAAUUGUAUACAAUCAACCCCUGGAUUCGAAUCUACUUUUGAAGAACCACCUUCUUAUGAAGAAGCUAUGAGUACAGUCAGCUCUUCAGAUGAAAGCACCGGCUUUCAAAGAGUCACUUACAAAGACUUAGCAACAGCGCUUCAAGAGCUAAGCAUAGAUCCCAACCAAAAUUUAAAUGAAGAACUUGUCUACACGCACCCUGGAGUGAAACUCUACUUUAUUUCUCCUAAUGGUGAAGUUGUGUCUUCUCAAGAACCUCAACUGCUAAAAAUUUCUUUGGUAGAAGGCUCUACACCCAAUGCCCCAAGAGCUAUUUUACAAAUAGGAACUUGGAUAUAUCCAUUAGUACCAGGAGUUUCGCCCUGUUACAGGACAGAUUAUGGGGCUUUUAUUUUGCCUAAUGUCUACUCUGACGUACCUGGAUCAUCUGUGGGGAUAAUUCUACCUUCCGAUGCAGACUCUGACGUUUUUGAUCUUCUAGAAAGCAUACUUUACGGAAUAGUCACUCAAGAAACUGAACAGGAAAUACAUCAAGAAAAGAGAAGAAGAUUAGCAGGAGAAGACACAACAAGCUCAAGGAUAUCAAAUAAAAUAGUCAACGGUGCUUGGUCAUUGUCCCAAGGCCUUGUCAGGGGUGCCCAAAAAGCUGGAGAUCUUAUAAAUAGAGGAACCCCAAAAUUAAUUGACAAUUUGGCACCUGCAGAUCAGCCAAAAGAAGUACCUAAAUCUGUUUCGAAAGGCGUUAGAAUAGCUGAACAAGCUACUUUUAAGGCUUCCAAAGUCACUGGAUUUGUAGCUGAAAAAGUUGGAGAAGGCACGCUACGUUUAGGACAGUUUUUGGCUCCGCAUAUACAAAAGCAAGGCACCAAGCUUUUGGCUUCAGGAUUCCAUAUGUCAGAAGAAGAAGCUUCUGAAAGGAUGAAGGGUGUCUUAACUGUUGCUGCAGGGGCCGUAGAAGGAUUUUCUACUGUUUAUAGGGGGUUGGAGACAUCAGCAGGAAUUUUAGGUUCAAGUUUAAAAGAGAAUACGGUCAAAGUUGUGGAACACAAGUGGGGUGGUCCUUGUGCUGACACUACAGAAGGCUCGCUCAAUACAAUGGGUAACUUGUUUUCUACUUAUGAGAAUACGAAAAUAUUGAGGCCAAAAGGACUUUUGAAAAAUACGGCUAAAAAUGCAGGUAAAGGAGUGGCACAAAUGCACUCUGUAACGCACAAAGGAAACAUGGCUUUAAGAGAUAGUCUUGAAGCUGGCCCAUCAGGAUUUUCCAGAGAUGCAAAAAAUGUUUCGGAAAAAAAUCACGAAAGUGACAAGGAGAAUGAAGAAGAUGAAAAGAAAAAAAUGGACCAAAGUUAGAUUCCCAUGAACAUAAAUGGCAUUUCAACUAAAGUUCUGUGUGUCUCAUAUUCAACGAUUUAGAUUAAUGUUUAAAAAUGUCCAGGACUGCAAAACAAAAUAGAUAUUAUUUGCCCAGCAAGAGUUGGCAUAUUUCAGAAAUCUCAAAACAAAUCUCUUAUUGGGCAAAAUGGAUAGGAUUAUGGAUAUUUACAAUUAAUGGGUGAUAUUGUUGGGUUUUAUCAGAGUUUAUUAUGGUUAUGGUUAAACUAAGUUCCAUUCUUUUUUACAAAUCAAAUUAUGUAAGUAGGUAUAGAUAAAAUCAGCUAAGAACCACACGCCUUAUCGUCACUUCAAAAUGGAAGGGACCUAGAGAAAAGGAAAUUUGCCUUCUCUGUAAGUGAUGAUGUCAAUGGUUCUUCAGCUAACAAGAACCUCAUGCAUUAUCGUCUGUCCGACUUCAAAAUGGAAGGGACCUAGAGGAAAGGAAAUUUUCCUUCUCUGUCAGUGUUGACGUCAAUGGUAUUUCUUAGUUGAUUUUAUCUUUACUUACUCUGUCUCUCUGUCUUGAUGAUUGAAAUAUCUAGCAAUGGAUGAAUAAUUGAAGAAUGAUACAUUUUUUGCUUAACUUUCCUGGCUAGGUAUUAGAUGAAUCAAACAACCCCAUUUUCAAAUUUCAUAGAACACUAAGCCUAAAACUUUUGAUAAUAAAUUAUUUUUUAAUUGGGCAUAUCUUUAAGCCUUGUGAUAUUUGGUGUUGAUAAUUGAAAUAAUAUAAUAAUAUUUUCGUUAAAUUGGGCGUUUUAUUUUUUGUUCUUGUCCAACGCCUUUGUCA
Ceutorhynchus assimilis (cabbage seed weevil) is the source of this 2756-nucleotide messenger RNA. Lineage: Eukaryota; Metazoa; Arthropoda; Insecta; Coleoptera; Curculionidae. The record is from the annotation of a GenBank genome assembly.